GUCCUCCAGCUUUGUAACAGAUGGUCAUCUGUCUGGGUAAAGGUGAUGGAAGGAGACCAGAGGUUUUUUUAACAAGUUGUGUUUACAGCAUCAUUUUGAGGUUAAAAGUUGGAUUGUAACAGAUGAUAUAUCCAGAGUAUAUAUACCACAGUCUGAAAAAAAAAACACUUAAAAAUUUAAAAGAAAUGGCAGAUUGUGUUAAAUAGACAGCAUGUUUUUUGCAAGUGGGGGGAAGGGGUUCAGCUUAUUAGAAAACUGAGAGGGCGAUACACUCAAAAUUGAAGGGAAAGCCAGGUGAUCUUUAACAUACUUAUAAUGCAUGUCUGCAGACUUUACAGUGAAGGAAACUUGGCCGUCAUAGGUGAAUUAGCCCAUGUGACAUGCAGGAUUUCAAAGAAGAUUAACUAGAAAGAGACACGCAUUUCAGUCUACUGAGAUAAUUUUAGUUACGCAAAGUGUGCUGUAUGCAUGCUUUAUGCUACUUAAUGUUUCAGUGCCUUUAAAGAAGGUUUUAUCUUAUUUCCGUUAGCUGUGUAGUAGAAAUGCCUUUCCUGUCACCAAUGGAUGAAAGAGAACCAGAACAUUUUGAUGGGCUUUCCCUCUUGUACUGGACUAUUAUGGGCCCUCAUGGAAUCAAUCGAGCCAUACACCGUAUUGUCUUUUCCAACUGCCAAAAUGGAUUAGGCAUUAAAAUUAUCGGAGGCUACCGAGAGCAAUCUGAAGAAGAUUUUGGAAUUUUCAUAAAGAGGAUCUUGCCAGGAGGGACAGCUGCAGUAGACAGUCGAUUGCUUAUUGGCGACCUGAUUUUAGAAGUCAAUGGUCAAAAUCUAGUUGGUGUGACCAAUGAAAGAGCUGUUGACCUCUUGCGAACGGCAUCAGCAAGCACUCAUGUAUCUUUACUGAUUGCCAGAGAUGAAGAAGCAAAAAAAGAGUUCCUAGAUCUUAUGGAGAGGCUCAACUCGCACAGCAAUGCAAGCUCUUCCAGGAAUUCCCCCACACAAAUGCUAACUGUUAAAGCUAGUGACAGUUUCUCUUCCGCGUCAUCUUCAAGGUCAACAAGCCCUCAGUUAUUGCAUCCAAAGGAUACAAAACAUCAUGGAAAACCAGCUAUAGCAACUCCCAUUCAAGGCACCACAAAUGACAGCGCAUUUCAGAUUAUCACAGUUUCCAAGGGAACAGGCCUCGGCUUGAACAUUGUAGGAGGCAUUAACAAGAAUGAAGGGCCCUUGGUGUAUAUUCUCGAAGUUAUUCCUGGAGGUGAUUGUCACAAGGAUGGCCGACUGAGAACAGGAGACCAGCUUGUUUCUGUUGACAAAGAAUCAUUAAUUGGGAUCACCUAUGAGGAGGCAAGAACUCUAAUCAACAGGACAAAGUUGAGAUCAAACUCUUCUUGGGAGAUUGCUUUCAUUCGACAUGAGACUGCUGCCAACCAAGUGGAAAAUCUGCAGUCCUUCUCUAGUCAGUUGCCUUCAGGUGGUUGUCGACUGAAACCUAUUCCAUUGGUGAUAAGUCCAGUUUCAUCUCCUGCUGAGAACAUAGCUUCAAAAAUACCCCUUCUGAGUGUGACAAAAGCUGGUUUCAAGAAGAGAGAGCAAUCUUCAGCAUUUUCUGCAAACAACAGUUCUUCUGACAUAUCUGCUGGAGCUGUUGUCCCCACCUGGAGUGACGAUUAUGGACCGCAAAGAAGGAAGAUUCCACUAAACCCUACAGUUCGUUUCAAAGCUGAUAAACUAGAGAUGGCUCUGAAUUACCUUGGGAUUCAGCCUUCAGAAGAACAGCAAGAAAUUCUCAGGCAGCAGCUUCCUAAAGAUUCUGAGGGAACAGUAGCUUUUGGAGAUUUUGUUCGGGUGGCAAGAAGUCUGUUCUCUAUACAGCUUGAUGAAGCUGGCGGGCCCCAAGGACGCCCUGGAUUUACUGCACAUGAAAUUGCCAGAUUAUUAGAUUCACAGUCUGUCUCCUGUGAUCCUUUCGAAAACGAUGAAAUGGAAGAACUUAGGAAAGAGCGAAAUGAAGCUUUGAAAGAAAUAUGUAAAUUGAAGGAAGAAUUGGCAGAGUCAGAUCGCAUGAGAAAGCAACUGGCUGAAGAGCUGCAAACUACCAAACAAGAAGCCAAGGCAUCUGUGGAAGAGACAAGAGCCUUGCGAAGCAGAAUUCAUCUUGCAGAAGCAGCACAAAAGCAAGCUCAUGGGAUGGAAAUGGACUACGAAGAAGUCAUCCGUCUGCUCGAGGGAGAAAUCUCUGAACUAAAGGUUCAGUUUGCUGAACCUUGUGGCCAAAAUAAAGAUGGCAUCCAAGAUUUAAGGAAGAGGAUUACUGUGCUUGACUGUCAGCUGAGAAAAUCUGAAGCAGCCAAGAAAACAUUUGAGGUGGCAACUGAAAAGUUGCUGCAGUUUGUUGAGGUUAUACCUGAAGUGCUAUCAGAUUGUUCCACUUCUCUCACCAAUGUAAGGGGAAAGAUGGCGAGGGACAGUGAUUUGUCCAGGAUAGACAAUGACAAAAAAGCCACCUUUUCCUCUAAAGCGAUCCUUGCACGCCUGGGAAGGAAUGGCCGCAGUAUCCCAGCAUCACUUGCAACUGAAGCCAAAGAACUUGCUAGAUCUGUCCGUGCCAUUCUGGAAGCUGAUUGUCUGCCUUAUGGAUGGGAAGAAGCCUACACAGCAGAUGGAAUCAAAUACUUCAUCAAUCAUGUGACACAGACAACGUCCUGGAUCCACCCUGUCACCAGUGUACUUUCCUUGUCGUGUUCCGAAGAAAAUGAAGAUGAUGGCUUCAGAGAAUCCCUGGAUCCCAAAAGCUGAGAAAAACCCCAGGCUGCCAUUGGGCUUCAACUUGGUUGUCAAGAAUCCCAUGUCUUGUAUUGCUGUACUAGCUCUGACUGAAAGGCGUAGAAGCUUGCUAUUGAAUAGCAUUUGGGACUGAGCCCACAGGCUACAUAACUUCCCUCAGUCUGCAGCCAUAGACUUUCUCUGUCAUAGGUCACAUUCUUGUCCUGGAUAAUCAAUGUGUUGAAUAACCAAUAUGCAACCAGUACUGCAAGUUCAGUUACAUUUUUUUAUUCAAAAAGAACAGUUUGGACAGGCAUCUGAUCUUAAUGACUUUUGGCCAUUUGUAUAUCUUUGGAUCUUAUCUGUUAAAACCAGUUCUCUAUGCCAUAUGAGAAACCUGCCCAAACCUGGAUCUCACCAAAUGUUUUUAAACUAAGUCUCAUCUCCAAGAUAUAGUCCAAAAUAUCUGUAGAGAACCAGUUAAGGAAACCUAAGCCUUGACUGACCAGACAGAAACCCAGGCCAAUGCCAUGAUGAUAGGUAACUUAUACACUCAUGUAUAAGUCUAGAAAUUUUAAUAAAAAUUAAUCCAAAAAACUUUGGUCAAUUUAUCCAUAAGUCCAUGUGAUUACUGUACCUUAAUUCUUAUAAAAAAGAGAAUUAUUUUUUUCUAUCAAAAGGCAAGAAUUUUGUUCAUCCCAGGGGAACCUAAAAGAAACACUGACAUUAUGGCACCAUUUCUGGCCUUUAUGAAUGCCUGGACAGAGAAAUGGUGUUGGCCAGGAGUGGCUGCUCUUCUGAGGCAGCAUUGGUGCUUUUCUUCUGUCUGUGGAAUUACUCUCAACGUAUCCACAGUUCAUACCAAAAUGCAUAGUUUGGGCCUCAAAACCUGCCCUCUACUUAUACAUGAGAUUGACUUGUAUAUGAGUAUUCUUGAGUCUCAAUAGCUGAACCGACUGUAUUGCCAGAAUACUGUUGAUGACAUAGAGGCAUAGACCUCCUAUUUCACAGUGUAUGUACUUCUACAAUUAUUGUGGAAAGAGGUACACAGUACGUCCUUGUGCAACAAUUCCUCCAAUUGAAAUCUCCAUCUCCAGAGAUAAUAAGUGUGAGUAUUCCUGAAAUCCUGACAGGCUACAGUGUGGCCUCUCUGAAAUUGGAUGAUGUUCAGGAAAGCCCCGAUUAGCUUUGGAAAUCCACCCUAUACCUCAAGCAGCCAAUGGCAGCAGAAGCUCAGCAGAAAUAUGAUGGCCAAAGUAAACCAGCAGCAGUAUUGUUGCAUCAUGGGCAUUAUCACUAGUUGAUAACAAGUUGUGUUUUAUCUGUACACCUCUUUCUCGCAUCUCAGCUGUUCUAGAGAAAACUGAAACAUUAUAUUUAUUGACCACACUACAGUUAUGACCAAAGUAUGUCUGUCAGUAAUAGAAAACCAUCCCUUUGUGCAUCUUUUACCUGUUAACGUGAUUCACAUUUUGCUAGCAAAGGAUAUGAAGAGUCGAAGAGUCACUGGGUUAGACUCAGUAGAUUUAUAGAAGCCAUUGAACUCUCUUCUGAGCAAGAUAGGGUCCUAAGGGCUUGUUUAUAUUAUAAACCCACAUUACUUUCAUUAUUGUGGCGUCCCUUCUUCAGAGACCCAAACAAACUUCAACUCUGUGUGAUGGCUGCACUCUUUUCCCCAUGAAUUCUCAGUACUUUCAUACUGCAGUUCACGGAGUCUUUGCGGGGAGCCAUGGCCUGGUUUAAAUCCGCAGCCUAAGAUGCAGUUCAGUUCAGGCAACAAUUGCUUAUUGCUUUAAUUUGAGAGUGGUUUUUUGAGUAGCAAUGCAGACGUUGCUUCUUUCCAGGCCCAAGUCUUCAUUUCAUAAUCUUCCCAACCAGUACACAAAAUGAGAAAUUAGGUCAACACUUCUACUAAUAGCCAUAGUUACAAUCUUUGUCUUCCUUUCCAACUAUCGAAUAGCAUAUGAACAACCUGGAGAUAUUUCUCUUCUUUUCCCCCCUACUAAUUAAUGGCUUCUCAGAAGUAGGUCACUAUGUUCACUGUGCUUCUUUAUCCUAGCAUCACCUGACCAGAUAAAACCACAGUCAGUUCACUAUAUUUUCUUUUACUGCCGUGUUGUGAUGCCUAUUAGAUCCAUAUAUAUUAAAGCAGAUUAUGCGCUCUUUAAAAAUACAAGAUGUUCCAUUAUGAAGAGUAUUUGUAAACAGAGAAAUGUAGACAUUAGCACUAAUACCUCUGCAGUUUAUAACAUUAGAUAAUAGGUUCUUUUAACAUUUUUAUAACAAAAUAAAUUACUCUAACUUUUAA
Molecule: messenger RNA, 5073 nt
Organism: Anolis carolinensis (green anole)
Lineage: Eukaryota; Metazoa; Chordata; Lepidosauria; Squamata; Anolidae
Gene: stxbp4
Product: syntaxin binding protein 4
Exons: 23
Coding region: 543-2798 (751 amino acids)
Biological process (GO): regulation of insulin secretion involved in cellular response to glucose stimulus; insulin receptor signaling pathway
Cellular component (GO): cytoplasmic vesicle
Molecular function (GO): syntaxin binding
Source: RefSeq, a predicted model, not a curated record